Molecule: messenger RNA, 1305 nt
Organism: Cucurbitaria berberidis CBS 394.84
Lineage: Eukaryota; Fungi; Ascomycota; Dothideomycetes; Pleosporales; Cucurbitariaceae
Product: MFS general substrate transporter
Exons: 6
Coding region: 1-1305 (434 amino acids)
Biological process (GO): transmembrane transport
Cellular component (GO): fungal-type vacuole membrane
Molecular function (GO): transmembrane transporter activity
Source: RefSeq, a predicted model, not a curated record
AUGACUGAGAAAACUUUCAGCAACGUUGAGCUCCAGGCUCCAGAGAGCAUUACCGACACCGAGUUAUGUGAAAUCAAGGAACGUGAGGGUGGUUGUGCGGCAUGGCUUACCGUCGUUGGAUCGAUUCUUGUCUACUAUGCCUCAUUUGGUAUCAUGAACAGCUUCGGUUUCUUCCAGAACUACUACACCAGCGAGUUCCUGAGAAACACUCCAACAUCGACGAUUGCCUUCAUAGGUACAUUGCAAAUGGCGCUUAUGAAUUCGCUCGCGGCUAUUUCUGGCGCUCUUUGCGAUCGAUAUGGUGUCAAGUACCUAUAUCUGGGGUCAGGAACGGGCACGAUUGUUGCCUUACUUUUGCUAUCUUUCGUUCGACCUGGACAGUUCUGGCAAAUCUUCCUCAUCCAAGGGCUACUCAUGGGUCUGACCAUCGCCUUUGGGGUCCAACCAGCGCAGACGGUGGUCGGUCAGCAUUUCAAGGAGCGGCGUGCCCUAGCCAUGGGCUUAGUUUCGACGGGUUCUGCCUUGGGUGGUAUUGGCUUUCCGCUCAUGUUCGAACGGCUGCUUCCAAUCGUCGGCUUCUCAAACGCGUUGCGACUCACGGCGCUCAAAAUUGGUAUAUGUUAUUCGAUCGCGCUAUGCAUCUCUACGAGCCUGCCGAGUGGUAAGAGUGGUAAAAGUGGACGAUCGAGCUGUAGCUCGCUUAUCGAUUUGAGAGGCUUUCUUGAUCUUCGCUACGCGGUUUUAUGCGUGGGCACCUGGUUCGCCAUUCUUGGGCUGUGGAUACCUUCAUAUUAUAUCAAAAUAUAUGCCAACGUCGCAUAUCCAGGCAAUACUAUCAGUGAAUACUUUUUGUGCAUAAUGUACGGCUGCAGCAUCUUCGGGGCAAUCUUUGGAGGCUUAUUAGGCGACAAGGUCGGUCGCCUAAACCUCCUAUGGCCCAUGGCUUUGGUAUCGGGCUGUCUAUGUCUUUUCCUUUGGCUUCUCAGCAACUCUCUCGCCACUCUAGUUCUCUUUGCUUGCGUUUAUGGCUUUAGUACUAGUAGUGUUAGCGCCCUUCCAGCGUCAAUCAUCGGACAGAUCACACCUGACGACAUACUUGGGGCUCGUAUUGGCGCUUUCUACAGUAUUGUAGCUAUUGCGAGCCUGGUCGGAACACCGAUCGGUGGCGCACUUAUCACAGAUGCUGAUCAGAAGGAGGGAUAUAGGUGGUUGAUUUUAUUCUCGGGGGUCUCACUCAUGGUCGGGUCAAUAUUCAUGCUUGGAAGUCGGCUGUUGCACGACAAGGACUUACGCAAGAAGUGGUAA